AUGAUCUCUUACGUCAUUGUUCUAUUUUCAGAGAUGCUGUUUGGUGUAAAGAUUGUAAUAACUGGUGACACACCUCCCAAGAGUGAGAAUGCCAUCAUAAUUAUGAAUCACAGGUGCCGUUUGGACUGGAUGUUCUAUUGGAGUGCAGUGGCGCGCCAUGGAGAGCUUAAACAUGAAAAGAUAAUGAUGAAGCAUGAGCUCAAGUAUUCACCAGGUCCAGGUUAGUGUUGCGAUGUCUGUAAUUCACUUUUAGCCCUUGUCUCAACAUGUAUAAAUGAGGCCCUGCUAGGGUAAAUUCCGACAAGCGACAUGGCCCAAAAAAGUAGUGACAGCGCAUAAAAUGAAAUCACGACAAGAGACAACCUCCCUCAGUCAAAUUGGGACAGUGAUGGCAAAGCUGACAAUAAGCGACAAGCAUUUAUAAACACCAACACGAUACGUUUUACAAUUCAGACGGGCGACAUGGGACCCCCUCCCCCCCUGGCAAGGCCUCAUAAAUUUUUUUCAUGACUGUCUCUUAUACAUUUCUUAUGAUAUGAGUAAAGUGAAUAUAUCCAAAAUUAAGAAUAAUUUAUGCUUGGUUGUUGCUUCUUUGUUGCCCAAAAUAAUUAUUAUUGUUAAAUAGAGGAUAUUACAAGGCAAUGCAGAGAUACAAAAUUUUUCUUCAAGGGUUUCAAAUGUUUUACAAGUGAGCACAUUGAACAAGUGGAGUAUUUUUCAACAAGAGAAGAGAAAUUUCAGAUCUUCAAGUGGCCAUGCAAUGUUUUACUGUAUAUCAACACCAAUGAAAUACCAAACCAAUCAUCUUGAUAUUUUUUUUUGCUAGGAAAGGUGCGAUUUAUUAUGUAACCAUAGCAACAGUGAACUGUUCAUGUGUGAAGAUAAUAUGUUUUUUUUACAUGUGAAGAUAUCAUUUUUUUGCACAAAAGCUCACCUGGUAUUUCAUUGGAGUGACAUGUUAAUCAUUGACCUGAAUUGCUGUGCCCAUUCAUUUUGUUUAGUUUUUCCAGUUAUUUACUAUGAAACUUAAUAUUACUGAUCAGAGGAAAUCACCUUCUAAAUGACAAAAUCACUGCUUCAGAGUAAACAAAUAUGGCUCCCAUUAUCAUUAUCCAAUCAUUUAAAUUUAAAAACAACAGAAUCAAACGUUGGAAAAUAGAAUGAACAGAUUUCAAAACUCAAUUAUUGCAAUCAAUUUUAAUCUUCAUUCGUCGGAAAAUAUUCUGAAGUUUUUAAUACUUAGGUAAGUAAAAAUCAUUUUCAUAUAUCAGACUUUGCACUUACUAGCCCCUUUUUGAAAAAAAAAGAUUUUGUAUUAUUAACAUAAUUUGAUUAUUCAAGGGAGGUGAUUAAUCGAGGGAUGGCUAUUAUUUGAGGAAAUACGGUAAUUUAGUUUAUUAUUCUUUAAGGGAAUUAUUUUCCAUAAUUGCAGGCUGGGCCAUGCAGAAUGCUUUGUACAUUUUCUUAAAACGUCGCUGGGAGCAGGAUGAGAGCUAUCUCAACACAGUGCUCAGUUAUUUUGUAGAUUCAUCAGCUUGUUUGCAGCUUCUUCUGUUUCCAGAGGGCACCAACCUUGAAGAAGGCAGCAAAAUUAAGAGUGACUCAUUCGCGGACAAAAAUAACCUUCCAUGUUAUGAUUAUGUAUUGCAUCCUCGUGUCCGUGGAUUCACUUAUUGCAUUGAAAAACUUCGUCAAGGUAGACUAGAUGCAAUUCAUGAUGUCACAAUUGGCUAUUCACAAAACUACUGUUUUCAAGAAAUGGACCUACUCAAGGGAAAUGUUCCUGAUGAAAUUCAUUUUCAUCUUCGACGUUACUCUGACAAGGAGCUUCCUCGAGAUACGAAAGGUCUGGAAGCCUGGUGCUGUGAACGUUGGAAAGAAAAGGAAGAAAGACUGAAAAAUUUUUACACUAAAAGCAAACAGUUUGGACCCCCUCCAGAGUUGGCUAGCGAGACUGAAAUCACUGUUAGAUAUCUCUUUGUGAAAUGCUUAAUUUUUUGGGUAGCAUUCGCAGUCUGCAUUUCACUUCUGCUGUAUGCAUCUGUGCUUGCUAGAUGGUAUGUGUUAUUCAUUGGGGCUACUCAAGUUGUGCUGUCACUUUUUGGAGGAACUGACAAAAUAUUUUUACAGACACAGAAACCACUUAGCAUUAAGGCCAACUGAAGGAAUAAUUAGAAGUUGCAGCAAUUAUAGUGGGUGUAAUCCAUUUGACCUAAAUUUCUGAAACUUUCAGUCCAAAAUUAGAUGGAUCAUUUGGUACAGCUGGAAAAAUUUUGGUUGGAUUGGUCUCAGGAAAUUUGCCAUUCCAUUUGACUACAGUAAAACCACGUGACUCAGAACCAGAGUUUUUCCAAGUUAGCCUAAACAGGUUCUUAUAUAAAUUGUAGUUAGCACAAAUUAAGGCU
Molecule: messenger RNA, 2405 nt
Organism: Porites lobata
Lineage: Eukaryota; Metazoa; Cnidaria; Anthozoa; Scleractinia; Poritidae
Source: the annotation of a GenBank genome assembly